GCGUACUAUUGCCACCUAUUGGAAACUGGUAUAGGUACAGGCUGCAGUGCUCUGAUAAAGACAACAGAUGAACAGAAGACAAGCUAGAAACACCAAAAUGUAUUUCUGCUAGCAGCUCGCCUGUGGGGAGCCAAACUGAAUCAGCAAACCACCCAGUCUUAUGAAAAUAAAAGAAACCUGGGCUCAUGAGGAUUGCUGGGCACACACCGAGUGGGAUAUCCACCAAGCACUGGAGUACAGAUAACACUGCACUACCACCACUGUGGUAAGAGCAUCGGAUGUCUUAAUUCCUGCACAAUUCACAUAAAUCAGGCUAAUCUCACAGAUAUAUUGUCUAGACAUAUAUUUAUUUACUCGGUUUUCUAUUGUCUCUAUAGUAUUCUUAUCAGAAUGCUUGUGUACGUUGUAUUACACAAGAAUAGGAAGUUGAGUUAUACAUUUGGAUGCAGUCCCUCGACGAGUGCUGAUUUAACUGUGGUAAUAAUGGCCCUGUAGAAAGAAUUCUUACCACUAAAUGCUUUUUAUCAGCACUCUAAUGGGAUGUCUGGUCUCAUAAUAGGGUGAAUUGUGGUGACAUUCUGUGUGGGAGUAGACUUAUAUGGGAGGUCUGACUGGGCUGUGGUGGGCCCAGGCAGGCGACAGACUUCUCAUCUCCACGGGAAGUCUGUUCUGUCUGUCUUCCUUGCUGAACAGAUGAGGGGCCGGGAUGGUACCCUACAUUCUCAGGAAUUUGUUCUUUAGAUGAUGUUCCAAAACCUUUGCAAAUAACAGAGUUGGCGAUAAAGAAAGCACAUGUGGAUUCUUCAAUCCUACCGCAUUGUAUGUACUUUAUUCUUUAUUGGCAUAGUUGCAGCAGUGUUUUUGGAACUGGUUCUAAACAACUAAAUAACAUGUUCCUGAAAAUAUAACCUGGUCUAAUGACCAUCCCAAGAGGAGAAGGGCCAUUUGGUGAGGGCCCGAGGCACAGCCAAUGUUCCUCCCAGCAGGGAGACAUCCAAGAGUAGGAGAAACUGGGUACAGUGUUAGAGGAGGAGGCAGCGCUGGCUGUCUCCAGCCCCUAAGGUAAACAGGAUCUUGUCCUGAAGGUCGCUGGGCUGCUCCACAAGGCCACUGGAGACAAUAUCCUAGGUAUUAUUAUCGGAAACGACUAAGAAUAGAGAGAAAGGUGGUUGUCGUGCUUUUGGUUUGACGAGCCAAAACUGAAGAUAUUUCUAUAGAAGUGUUACGUUUGUGAAGAUAAUGUUCUGGAAGGGAGUGGCACGUGAGGGGAGGGCACAUGAUAUUUUGAUUUGAUUUUGAUGGUAAAAUGUCUGAGGUUUUUCAGCCUGUCUGUUAUAGAACUUUUCAAGAUUGAGUUGUAGGCCUAGCACCUAAAUAGAGAAGACAUGUUUUGUAAGCUUUUCACAAAUGGAGACUUAAUGUUCUACUGUAUUUUAUUCCAGAUUUUGUUAGUGUUAUUUAUUUUAAAAUAUGUGAUACUGGGCAUAUAGGAUAGACUACCUAUACUACAAAAUAAAUGUACUCAUACGUGUUAUUCGAUCAUUUCAACCAAACUGCUUGCACGCGGCAACAGGCGUCUCAUAGCCAGCCUCUAAAAUAGAACUUGGUUCUGAUUUGAUGCGCUGCAAGUCCCGCUUCUCCCAUCUACUCAUUGGUUUUCACAAGCAUACUAACCCACGUGGGUGAUUGGAAUAUGAACGAGGAGAGACUAAUCAAAGAAAACGAACUAACUAGGUUUCUCAAAUAGUCACCGAGAGAGGAUCCACCUAAAAAAGGACCGACUGUGUUUCAGGUAAAAUAACAACCCAAUGUUUAUCUCCCAGGACAAAUUAGCUCGCUAAAUGUCCAUGAAUAUUUAAUGUGUGCUUCGACCUCUCCCCAAAUUAAUAUAGUUGGUUUUGGUGUUUUAACCUCUGUGUCAUUCAUGCGUCUCGUGGGGAAAGACAAUCAACAUACGCACAAUGGCACACACGGGCCAGGUUUGAUCAAGGUGUCAGUGUUUCUUUCUUUAUAAUUGAAGUGAUUUAAUAAUAAUAAUAAUAUAUGCCAUUUAGCAUACAUUCUACGUAUGGGUGGUCCCGGGGGAUCGAACCCACUACCCUGGCGUUACAAGCGCCAUGCUCUAACAACUGAGCUACAGAAGGACCACAAGGUGGACCACACUUAAAUGACUAAUCUAACCGCUUAUAAAUUAGAUUACUGCUAAACUGACUUUGGUCUUCUGAGACAACGUGUGUGUUUGCCGGGGUAAUAAAAAUGCUGUCCAAUACCUGCCCUAUGGGAGUUAGAUUAAUUGGACCUGCUUGACAAUGGUGAAAUCAAUAGCAAAGCAAACUCCAGUGUAAUGCAUCAGAGAUUCAGGUGUUAGACCAUGCACAUGAUUGUCAGUCUUUUUCAUUUCAUUGCUACACCUUUCAAAUUAAUCAUUUGGUAUUUUCUGAUGGAUGACCUAUCAUGAUGCCAUUGAUUUAUGUUGCUGCCAAUACAGGCUAUGUAGUACACCACAUUCAUUCAACGUAGAAUGCUUGUCUUUUCUUUUUUUCUUAUAAUGCCAGAGGCAAGCUAUGGUAGACUUCGUUGAUUUUGAGUGUUAAAUGGCUUAAAGAAUGUAGCCUGUUAUUAAUUGCAGUAGCUAAUCUGUGUUCUACGCCCAUACCAUCUUUUUAAUGGCAUAAUGGGCUCUUUCCAUAUUUUUGUUAUUGUAUUUCAAAUUGGAGGUAGAGCCCACCAUUAUAAAUGGCAAGUAUUUCAGAAAAUGCUUUGCUAUUCUGUAAUUUGAUCAUAAGAACUUGAACAGAUCAUGAAACAGGUUGUUUCAAAAUUCAUACUUGUGUUCUAUCUAGAACAUUAUGCGAGUACGGACGUCAACUGUCAUUUUUCAAGUGCGACUCCAAACGUAAGUACGUGAAAAGGCAAGUAUGUACUAAGUUUACCGGAAGUUCCAUAAGCGUACUUGGGAGGUCUGGAAAAUAAAGCACGCAUGGGAGCGUACUUUUUCGGUCCUUUCGCGGGGAGGCUAUCACAUAACACCUUAUGGCUCAGCAAAUUUUUUUUUUUACUUCUUAAUUAAUGGCGGACUAAAGUCCCGUUGGGAGAUCAAUUUCCAGAGGAUUAAGAAAUACUUUUGUAAAUUGUAAGUCUUGUGUUUUUAUUCAACAAAUUGUUAAAAUGUUCAAAUUACUUUCAUAUGAAUUUUGAAUUCAAAUGUUGAGUCACUGAUGUUUAUCAGACUGAUAGCCACUCUCGUCGGACGUCAUAGGUAGCUAGCAGUGAUCUUGUCCUGCUAAUCAUCUGUUUUAGAGAUGAGCAACUAAACUAACUAAUCGUGAAGAAGGCAAUAUGUCAAUUGUGAAGAUCCCGACAGUUUUAUUUAUUUAUUUAUUUUUAAUCCAGAAUUUGUAUACUUGAUAGCCAGCUAAUGACAAAUUCAAAUUUGUUUUUUGUCCGUUUGUUUUCAGGGACAGAUAGCAACUGAUGCGUUAAUUUUACUCCAUGGCAUUGGCUUGGCAGGACAAAAGUCAUGCCCGAUGGUUUGGAGGUAAACCAUGAUCCCCAUCACUGAGCUGCGUUACUUUGUAGACUGUCAGCCUGCCUACCGUAUCCUGAAGCCAUGGUGGGACGUCUUCACCGACUACAUCUCUAUCGUCAUGCUCAUGAUCGCCGUGUUCGGCGGCACGCUGCAGGUCACUCAGGACAAGAUGAUCUGCCUGCCCUGCAAGUGGGUGGUCAACCAGACCUGCAGGAGGUAUUUCAAUGCCACCCUGUCGGCCCCGCUGAUGUUGGAGCCCAAAGGGAUCCAAUACAACCUGGACCGCCACCAGUACAACUACGUAGACGCAGUCUGCUACGAGAACCGCCUGCACUGGUUCGCCAAGUACUUCCCCUACCUGGUGCUACUGCACACGCUUAUCUUCCUGGCUUGCAGUAACUUCUGGUUCAAGUUCCCCCGGACUAGCUCCAAACUGGAGCACUUUGUGUCAAUUCUCCUGAAGUGUUUUGACUCUCCCUGGACCACCAGGGCUCUGUCUGAGACUGUGGUGGAGGAGAGCGACCCCAAGCCGAUGAAGAUGAAUGGCUCAAUGGAUAAGAAAGUGUCGUGUAUCAGCGAGGAUGUGGAGGCUAGCGUCCCCAUGCUCCAAAGGACAAAGUCUCGCCUGGAGCAGGGUAUUGUGGAUCGCACAGAGACUGGCGUCCUGGAUAAGAAAGAAGGUGAACAGGCAAAGGCCUUGUUCGAAAAAGUGAAGAAGUUCCGCAUACAUGUGGAAGAAGGAGACAUUGUGUACAGGCUCUACAUCCGACAGACUAUUAUCAAAGUCAUUAAGUUCAUUUUGAUUAUCUGCUAUACAGGGUAUUAUGUGCACAAUAUUCAGUUCAGCGUGGACUGUAGUGUGGAUCUAGAGGACCUCACGGGGUAUAGCAUGUAUCGUUGUGCUCAUCCUCUGGCCACACUGUUUAAGAUCCUAGCUUGUGUCUACAUCAGCUUAGUGGGGGUUUAUGGAUUCAUUUGCAUGUAUACCCUCUGUUGGAUGCUGCGGCGCUCGCUGAAGAAAUACUCCUUUGAGUCGAUACGAGAGGAGAGCAGCUACAGCGACAUACCGGAUGUAAAGAACGACUUUGCUUUCAUGCUGCACAUGAUUGACCAGUACGAUCCGCUGUACUCGAAACGCUUUGCCGUCUUCCUGUCUGAAGUGAGCGAGAACAAGCUGCGGCAGCUCAACCUGAACAAUGAGUGGACUCUGGACAAACUGAGGCAGAGGAUCACCAAGAACUCCCAGGAGAAGCUAGAGCUGCACCUGUUCAUGCUGAGCGGCAUCCCAGACACCGUGUUUGAUCUUAUAGAGCUGGAGGUGCUGAAGCUGGAGCUCAUCCCAGACAUCACCAUCCCUCCCAUCAUCGCCCAGCUGGUCAACCUGAAGGAGAUGUGGCUAUACCACACCCCGGCUAAGAUCGAGGCUCCGGCCCUGGCCUUCCUCAGGGAGAACCUCAAGUCCCUCCACAUCAAAUUCACAGACAUCAAGGAGAUCCCUCUGUGGAUCUAUAGUUUGAAAAACCUGAGCGAGCUGCACUUGACGGGGAACCUGAGCGCAGAGAACAAUCGAUAUAUUGUUAUUGAUGGGCUACGGGAGCUGAAGAGGCUCAAGGUCCUGCGGCUAAAGAGCAACUUGACCAAGCUACCUCAGGUGGUGACGGAUGUGGGGGUGCACCUCCAGAAGCUCUCAGUUAACAACGAGGGCACCAAGCUGAUGGUUCUCAACAGCCUGAAGAAGAUGGUGAACCUGACAGAACUGGAGCUGAUACGUUGUGAUCUGGAACGCAUCCCACACUCCAUCUUCAGCCUGCACAACCUGCAGGAGAUUGACCUCAAGGACAACAAUCUGAAGACUAUCGAGGAGAUCAUCAGCUUCCAGCACCUGCACCGUCUGGUCUGCCUUAAACUCUGGUACAACCAGAUUGCCUACAUUCCCAUCCAGAUCGGCACCCUCAACAACAUGGAGAGGCUCUAUCUGAACAGGAACAAGAUUGAUAACAUACCCAGUCAGCUUUUCUAUUGUCGUAAGCUACGCUUCCUGGACCUGAGCCAUAACAACCUCACCUACAUCCCAGCAGACGUGGGGUACCUGCAGAACCUCCAGUACCUGGCAGUCACAGCCAACAGAAUUGAGACCCUGCCCAAUGAGCUGUUCCAGUGUAAGAAGCUCCGUACUCUGAACCUGGGGAAUAACUGCCUGACGUCUCUGCCAUCACGCUUCGGGGAGCUGACGGGGCUGAUCCAGCUGGAGCUGAGGGGGAACAGGCUGGAAUGUCUGCCCGUAGAGCUGGGGGAGUGCAAGCAGCUGAAGAGGACGGGCUUGGUGGUGGAGGAGGACCUCUUCAACACCCUGCCCACCGAGGUGAAGGAGCAACUGUGGAAGGUGGACAAGGAGACGGCCUGAACAGAUGGGGGUUGGAGGUGGAUGUUCACUCCGUUGAAACAGCCAGGGCCCCUGGAGGGCUGGGGAGGACUACACAGACCCAGACAGCACACUAACCGAGCAGGACCUGCUCACUUUGACUGUACUCUACUGCAGGGCUGCUUUUCAAGGGAAUCUAUGCUAAUGUCCCACCGCCAUGCUACUUUUUUCCUGCAGUAACAGUUGUGAAAUGCCAUUUUAAAAGGGACAUUGGUAAGGAAAAGUGUUAAGUUUUACAAGAUGUGUGUGGAUUGAAUGAGAUCAGAUGUGUUGCAUAUGAGAUUGCAAAAUGCAAAUGCAAUAUUCCUGUAAGAGAAAGGACUUAAAUUAUUAGCCAGCAGAUGCAUUUUCUGGUGGGCAGUGUUAUUGUCAUUCAGACAGGGUAUAUUAUCCUAUCGUAUCGUAACCCAAUUAUAUAACACAGUGCAGUAGACUAACCUUGAUCCAGAUUCUCUAGGGUGCUAUGGGAUGUUUGGAGAUUUACGGGAAUGGGGCUAUGGAGAAAAAUGGGGGAAGGCCUCAGGGCCAUGCUUUUCACAUUUCAGGUGUGGGGAGGGUUUAGUAGUAUUUAUUUUUUAUUGAGUCCUGUAAUUGAUCAAAUGAUGUUUUUCGGUUUUAGAAUGAGUUGCUUACUAUAUAACGAUGUGUGCCCGAUGCCGCCCCAAAACCCUUAUUCUCCUCUGGGCACCCAAUUUCAAGUGACCUAUAGUCUAUUUGCUGUAAUCCCAAUCAAAUGAUCCAUUGGUUAUAGGCCUAGGCGAUACGAAGUGCAUGCUUGGAGAAGCACAAGGCAGUUAUAUUUGUAAGAAAAUUAACUUCCUGAAUGUUUUGUGCUCUAAUGGUGUAAAUUAAACUAGACUACACUGCAAUGGAUAUUCCAGUCAAGAACCCUAACCUGCUCUUGCUGACCAAAACCUGUUUGUGCUAUCUAACCAAUGGCUGUGCAAUGUGGCAGUUCAGGAGGUGACUCAGAUAUCUUCUGAAAAUAAUUUUUAAUUCCGGCUAAUUUGAGUAGGCCUAAUUAAUUUCAAGUCUUCAUUUUAAUUUGACUUUACUAACAAGAGGGCUUUGUGUUGGAGCCUAUUUCUUCCUAUUUAAGAAAAAGAGGUAGGCCUACCUGUUUGACAGAUGAAAUCAUAGGAUGUUAUAAAUAGAUUUUUCUCGGCCAGUUCCUCCACCAACCAUGCACUCUUUAAAAGCAUCUUGUCAGUGAAGGGCUUGGUGUGUUAAGUGAAAACCAUGGCUCGAAUUGAGGGGGUAUGUGAGAGUAUGCCAUACCUUUUGUUAAAGAAAAUGGCAAAAAGCAUAGACCUACCCUUUUUUAUUUUUAAGAAAAUAAAACGGACCCUAUUAUAUAAAGCAAUCUAAUGGUGCUUUAGUCCGUGAUGCUUUAUCGAGCUGUAAAAUACAUGGGAAAGACGAGACUCCGAUGCAUAUGGGGAUGUAUUUGGUUUGUCUCUGACAUUGAGCCUGAGCUACAACCUUUUAUAGCCGACGAGACAAAAAAAAUGACUUUGCUUGGGAAGUAAUCUAAUAUGUGUGAUUCUGUCGCUAUAAAUUGAGCUAUUAAUUUUCUGUAACAUGUUUAAACUCCAACAGCCUUUAGGGAGGUAUGCAAGGUCAAUGCAUUCCUCUGACACAGCAAAACACAUGAAUAAGAGGAGCCUGCUUGUCAUCAGAAACGUGGAUUAUAACACAGCUGCAAUGAACAUUACUAUGGAUGAAGACAAGAUUAACAAAAUAUGGUCUUUUUACAAAAGUACAACAAAUACAUCACAGGAAUGAUAGCUGGCUAUCGCUAUGUAAACCUGGGAUUGUAUGUCAAUCACUAACUGCUACAGUGUACUACCUUUGCUCCUUCUGCCUAAAUAGGCAGUGCAUGGACAUUUUCACAUGUCAGUUAAUGGGAGGAGAGAUGUGAAUAAGAAGUCGAAGAUUUAAAGGGAUUUAUUAAACAUAUAUAUAUAUUGCACUAGAUGGAUGAAAUCAUCUUAUCUACAGUAAGAGGAUAGUCUUGUAUUACACCGUUGGACAAAUGCACAAAAAGCACAGUGUGUAGGCUAUUUAUGUUAUUGGAGGUUAUGAUGAAAUGCAAAUGUCCUCAGCAAUGCUGGCGUAGACAAUCGACUCUAAUUUCAUGGUGUAUUUUCAGUGACAUUAUGCAUGUUAUAAUGGAAUUAUGUACAUAUUAAUGCUAGAUUACAUAGAAAGUGAGACAAGACUAACAGUAAAGACCAGAUUAAGCCUAGUCCAGGACUAAAAAGCAUUCUCCGUCUCAAUGGAAAUUCUAAUUUGAAAGAGGUUUUUAUUCCAUGACGAGGCUGAAUCUGUCUAGGAAACCGACCCUAGAUGAGUCCUGCCCAUCAAGCGUGGGGUGUCUUGAAGAAACUGUCCCCUUAUGUCCUGUGCAAUGCAGUUUUCAAUAUGGAAACUGCAUUUGGUGCACAGGGUGUUUGUUGAAGUCUGUGAAUCAAUGUGUAAUCCCAAGGAAACUAAUUUGAAUCUUUUUUGAAUCUACUCUCACUCACUAGCCUAACUCACUAAAUCAAUCUUAUUGAAGCCACUAUUUUUAGGUAGGUUUAUUGAGUGGUAAAUGAAAUGCAAGCAAUACUUCAUGAUAUUAAUUUGAAGAACAGUCGCACUUAGACAUUCCAUUUUUCUUCAGUGUUGACAGCUAUUAGUACAAUACACCAAAACCUCAGGAAAUUGCCAUCCAAUUUUAUCCUCCUUUUGUUGACAUUUUUGUUUAUUCCACUCAGUAUUUUGAUGUUAAUUUAACAGUUGUUAUACUACACAUUUUUAUAUUUCUAUACUUUUUAAAAUGUUUUCUGGUUUUUAUUAGCAUUUAAUAUAAUAUGAAUUGCUGGUUCGAAAUUGUCGAACUUUUAAUAAAAUAAAUCUGAAAUCAUA
Messenger RNA from Oncorhynchus gorbuscha (pink salmon), 8861 nucleotides. RefSeq names its product volume-regulated anion channel subunit LRRC8A. The transcript is spliced from 8 exons. Gene Ontology annotation, molecular function: protein binding. Lineage: Eukaryota; Metazoa; Chordata; Actinopteri; Salmoniformes; Salmonidae. The record is from RefSeq and is a predicted model, not a curated record. The coding region runs from base 3546 to 5933 and encodes 795 amino acids.